AUGCACAGUCCUGUGUCACCCGAGGACUCGAUCAUUCGUCGGCUGGCCGACAGGCGACCCGCGGUCAGCCCCCGCAGCCUGUACCGAGGCGGGGAGAACGACUACCUCAUCCUGGUCGGGUUCAUGGCCACUCUGGUGGCCGUGUUCAUCAUAUUCUUCCACUACGACUUCGCCAGCACGCGACUCGUCCGGCCGUCCAGCAUCGUCUUCUCAACCACCCAGAACCACAAAGAGGGAUACGUGAUCACGUGGCCGGCCCGACGAGGAGUGGAGCAGGAACCGAGACACUAUUCCGGAGUCUCGCCCGAGCGUGGCGCUCUUGACGACGUUCAUGCCGAGUCGUCGCCGAAGGACCACGCUAAGCGCCACGGUAGCCUACGUGUUCACGCCACGGCCUUGCCAAGGAUCCAACCGUCCACAUUUUCCGCUCCGGAUGUGCUAUACUGCGACAGCGCUGGCAGCGACGCGUUACAAAACCAGCUCGCAACGUGGAUCGACGCCAGCGUGGACCCUUGCGACGACUUCUACGCGCACACGUGCGGACGCUGGGUGGCCAACCACUCGGUGAAGUCCGCCGCCGUCAUCGGAGACGACACGGUGUCAUCGCAGGCCCGUGUGUCCCCGAGGCUUCUGAGACUGCGCGAGAUGGAGACGCGGCUGCUCGCCGAGCUCAAGAGAGGCACGGACGACGGCUCCCUGCGCUGGCCCGCCAGGCUGUGGGAGGCGUGUCGUAGUCCCGAGGCUGAGCCUAACUCGAAAGAGAUAUUCAACAAAAUUUUAGCCGAGCAUGGCUUACUGGGCUUUCCCUUCAAUAGCCAUUCCGACGCCUCAGCGUCGGAAAUCAAGGGCAGUGACCUGUCGACGGUGGCAGCCAAGGUCCUCGCUCUAUCGGCCAUUCCUGCUAUCGUCGAUGUACGAGUCGUCAAGUGGCCUGUCACGAAGAACUCCAAGAACCCCUCAACUGACGGAUUCGUGUCCCGGAGUGGCGGCCGAGCUCACUGGCUGGCCCGGAUCGAGCCGCCCGAACCGCUGUUCCUGGACUUCGCUCGCAUGAGCCAGGCGAACGAUGAGUGGUACCUGACGGCAGUCGACGCGGUCGCCGGACACCGGGACCAGCACGGACUGUUCCGCGUCGAGCAAGCACUCGUGGAACUCGCCGCGCGCAGGCGGGGAGUCCACGAUUACGCGCUGACCAGCGUCGGCAGCCUGGCGCACGGUGCCGGCUGGAACUGGACCCAGUUUCUGACGGUCGUCUUCCGAGGCGUGGCCACAUUCGGCCGGCGCACACCCGUCCUCAUCAAGGGUGCCGCCUUCGAACGACAGCUCGCCGCCCUGAUUACGCAGCUGGGCUCCGCGCAUCUGCGCAACUACCUGGCAUUCCGCAUGUACGUGCGCUACGCUCCGUUCCUGGAGCGCAGGACGGGUCGCUUCGGCCGCCUGGCGCAGCUGUCGGCGGCGCGUCAGCCCGGCUGGCAGGACGGAGACCCGGCGGUCGACGCCACCGAUUUGCGCUGUCUGAGACUGGUGACGCGCGCGGUUCCCGAGCUCAUGGCGUUCGUCUACUGGAACGGGGUCAGGCUGGGAAAUCGUAAGCGGAAGGGAAAGCAGGGCCGGAAGCGGCGAGAGAGGUUGCGACGCCAUUUCCGGGACAUGACGCGCCGCUUGGUGGACUGGAUCGUCAGCGCGUCGGCGCGUGAGGUGGCACUGUUCAAUGGAACGUCACGCAAGCUAUCCCGCCGAUUCCUACGGGCCACGGGCUCGCUGCGGCGGCAGCUUUUCCUGCCGGAUUGGUUGGACAAGCCCCGGAUGCGCAUGCGCUUUGCCGAGCUGGUCUUCGCCGACGCCGAGGAGUCUCCGCUGGCCACGUGGAGGGCGCUGCUAGCCGCACGCAAGAGGAACGAUCUGCUCAAGAUCGCAGACAGAGGAUUCGAGACAUUCUGGGAGGGACCAGCACUGAGAGACACACCAUGGCUGGAUGUGGACGAAGAGUACCUCGCUGUGCCGCCCGGUGCCGUUGACACGACGUUCGACGGGCCUUCCUUCUUCGUACACCACUCGCCGAGGUUGGGCGUCGACUUGGCUCGGCUCUUGACGGCCCGCCUCGACCAGAUGACCUCGUCGGAGAUCAAAUCCCGCCGUUCCUCCUCUUCGCUGCGCCUGCGCAUUGACCUCCUGGACGACUGCCUGAGGCGGCAGCAGCACCAGUACGGCACCAGCACUUCUAGCGACGCGGCCUCCCGGGAGGACGUAAUCGACCUACUCGCCCUGCAGGUGGCGCUAAGAGUAUUCCGGCAGCAAGCAGCAAGAGGCAACAAGCGGUUUCAGCUGCGCGGCAGCAAGGGGGCCAACGCGACUUACGCCACGGACAAACUGUUCUUCUACGAAUUCGCGCUGGACCGUUGCGAGGCCUACGACGAGGACUACCUUCAGCAGCGGGUCCAGUCGGGCCUCCGCUCUCCGGCGCCCACACUCGUCAACGGAGCGCUCAGAAACUUCCCUCCCUUCGCGCGGGCCUUCAACUGUUCCCACGAUUCGCGUAUGAGACCCAAACGUGUCUGCAAGCUUUAA
This is a messenger RNA of Rhipicephalus microplus (southern cattle tick), 2568 nucleotides long. RefSeq lists its product as uncharacterized. The record is from RefSeq and is a predicted model, not a curated record. Gene Ontology annotation, biological process: protein processing. Gene Ontology annotation, cellular component: plasma membrane. Gene Ontology annotation, molecular function: metalloendopeptidase activity. Lineage: Eukaryota; Metazoa; Arthropoda; Arachnida; Ixodida; Ixodidae.